Molecule: messenger RNA, 2002 nt
Organism: Syngnathus acus (greater pipefish)
Lineage: Eukaryota; Metazoa; Chordata; Actinopteri; Syngnathiformes; Syngnathidae
Gene: lman1
Product: lectin, mannose-binding, 1
Exons: 13
Coding region: 28-1638 (536 amino acids)
Biological process (GO): Golgi organization; endoplasmic reticulum to Golgi vesicle-mediated transport; endoplasmic reticulum organization
Cellular component (GO): COPII-coated ER to Golgi transport vesicle; endoplasmic reticulum-Golgi intermediate compartment; Golgi membrane
Molecular function (GO): D-mannose binding
Source: RefSeq, a predicted model, not a curated record
AGCGCUACGUCAGCACUGACACGAAACAUGGCGGUGCCCGGAGCAGCAACACAGAGGCGGCGGCGGACUUCCAUCUCGGCGACGGGAAGGAUGUUCGUCGCGCUUCUCGCAGGGUUGCUGUGUCACAGCAGUGUCGCCCAAGUGACGAUCACCGACACCGACGCGGUGACGGACGCUGUCGCGAAGACACCGGACCCGGCGGAUGCGGCUCCUCACCGCCGCUUUGAGUACAAGUACAGUUUUAAGGGGCCACAUCUGGUCCAGCCGGAUGGCAGGAUCCCCUUCUGGAUCCACAUGGGCGAUGCCAUCCCCAGUGAGGACCAGGUGCGUAUCGCGCCAUCCCUCAAGAGUCAGCGGGGGUCUUUAUGGUGCAAGAACAAGGCGUCCUUCGAAAAUUGGGAGGCCGAGGUGACAUUCCGGGUGUCCGGAAGAGGACGGAUGGGAGCGGACGGCUUGGCCAUCUGGUUCACCUCAGAGCAAGGCCUGCAGGGGCCCGUCUACGGCGCCGCUGACAGGUGGAACGGAGUCGGGAUUUUCUUUGACUCCUUCGACAAUGACGGAAAGAAAAACAACCCGGUUAUCGUCGUAGUUGGAAACAACGGCAAACUUGUUUAUGACCACAAACAUGACGGCAGCACACAAGCGUUGGGCACGUGUUUGCGAGACUUCCGUAACAAACCCUAUCCCGUCAGAGCCAAAGUGACGUACUACAAAAAGACGCUGACGGUUAUGAUCAACAAUGGAUUCACUCCCGACGCAAACGACUUUGAGCUCUGCACCAAGGUGGAAGAUAUGAUCAUUCCACCCGAGGGCUUCUUCGGUGUCUCAGCUGCCACUGGAGGAUUAGCAGAUGACCAUGACAUCUUGUCCUUCUUGUUAUUCCAACUCACGGAACCAGGCCAGACACCACCCCUACCAGAAGCGGAGAUUCCCAAAGAAGACAAGGAUAAGUACCAGGAGGAAUUCCACAAUUUCCAGCAAGAGCUUGACAAAAAGAAAGAGGAGUUCCAGAAAGAGCACCCCGACGUCCAAGGAGAGCCAAUCGAAGAGUUGUACGAGAGUGUGAAUGAUCGAGAGAUCCGUCAGGUGUUUGAGGGUCAGAACCGCAUCCACCUGGAGAUCAAGCAGCUCAACCGGCAGCUGGCCAUGAUACUGGACGAACAGCGCCGUUACGUGACCAUCGUCACCGAUGAGAUCUCCAAGAGGGGAUCCAACACCGGCUCUGGACAGCUGGACGUGGCGAACCAGCAGCUGGGCACUAUUGCAUCUUCACAACAGGAUCUGCUCAGGAACCUCAACGAGUUUAGGAAUGCCUUCUACGAAUCUCUGAAGCAGAUCGGCUCGGCCCAGCAACAACAUCAGCAGCAGGGUGGCGGCGUGGCCACAUACGAGAGCAUUCAGCAUUUCAACGAUAUCAAGGAGCACCUGCACUCAGUCAGACGCGACCUGGAGCACCUGGUACAACGUGGCGCUCAGAAUCCUGGUGAGAAGGUCCAAAAGUGCCCCGAGCUUCCCCCCCUGCCUUCCUGCUUGUCUACCGUCCAUUUUGUCAUUUUCAUUGUGGUCCAGUCCGUUCUAUUCUUGUGUUAUAUCAUGUACAAAAGCCAACAGGAAGCAGCAGCCAAGAAGUUUUUUUGAUGCAGAAAAAAUUUAUCCAAUGAAUAUGUAAAUGAGGGAAUGUCUAUUUUAGGUGAUCCCCCCCCCCUCCCUCCAUGUUUUUUUUUCUCUCCCAAGAGUUCCUAAUUUAUUGUACCUGAAAGGAAAAUAUGAUUUAUGUGCAAGAAUUUUGUUUUGCUGAAUUAUCUCCACAUUCUUAAUUUGAUCCUGUUUAUAACGAGUGAGAAACAAAAUUUAAUCCUGACAGUAUUUUUGCGUGGUCACAUCUUUUGGGAUUUUUGGAUUUUUGUUCCCGGAACCGUUGCUGACAAAAAAAGAAAAACCCUGUGUCUUUUUUAAAUGUGUAUUUUGUAUGAAUAAAGCUGAAAACCUGUUGACCACUUGA